AUGAAUUUCCAAAAAAUGAACAAUUUGGGUAAUUUACUCAAUAAUAUUCCAGAAAACGGAAACACUACUGUAAAAGUAAAUGGAGGCUACAACGACUCCGAAAGCGAAUACAUAUCAAUAAGAGAUUUAACUCUGAUUGGGAGUGGUAAUUUCGGUCAUGUUUUUCGUGCCAAAAUAAUUCCACGUGACACCGUUGUGGCAAUAAAACGCGUAAUUCAACGUCACAAAUACAAAGUUUUAUUAAAAGUUAUUUCUCAGAACAGAGAGCUUCAAAUAAUGCGACAACUUCAGCAUAUAAAUAUAGUCACGUUGAUAUACUAUUUUUACUCAGUGGACUCUGAAUUUAAAGUUUGCGAGUUUUUUUAUGUCCAAGGAUAA
Octopus sinensis (East Asian common octopus) is the source of this 378-nucleotide messenger RNA. Its product is annotated as protein kinase shaggy-like. Gene Ontology annotation, biological process: signal transduction; negative regulation of canonical Wnt signaling pathway; protein phosphorylation. The transcript has a single exon. Gene Ontology annotation, cellular component: cytosol; nucleus; cytoplasm. Gene Ontology annotation, molecular function: ATP binding; protein serine/threonine kinase activity. Lineage: Eukaryota; Metazoa; Mollusca; Cephalopoda; Octopoda; Octopodidae. The coding region runs from base 1 to 378 and encodes 125 amino acids. The record is from RefSeq and is a predicted model, not a curated record.